Molecule: messenger RNA, 822 nt
Organism: Rhizopus microsporus ATCC 52813
Lineage: Eukaryota; Fungi; Mucoromycota; Mucoromycetes; Mucorales; Rhizopodaceae
Exons: 2
Coding region: 54-620 (188 amino acids)
Biological process (GO): lipid metabolic process
Molecular function (GO): oxidoreductase activity, acting on the CH-CH group of donors
Source: RefSeq, a predicted model, not a curated record
GUUUUAUCGGAGUCCAUGAUUUUUCUAUUUCUUUUUCUGUAAACAAACAAAUAAUGACAUUUGUCGUGCUUGUCUUGGCUUAUGCCAUACUUGCUUCUCUUUUCUAUGUAGAAUACCACUACAAAACACGAACUACGACGACACUACAGACUGCAGGUGAUGACAGAGGCACGACUCGACUUUUACUUCUUUCCUACCUGAUUGCAAUCACCACUCCGCUCGUCUGCCUGCUUUUGUUGGAUACAACAACAGCCAUGUCUGAUUAUGUCAAAUGGACGGGCCUUGGUAUUAUGCUCUCUGCCAUCUUUUUCUUACGCUGGGCAACGACAGUCAACCCAUUUUAUCUUCCUUCAUUAUCGACUACAGACGAUCAGUUCAUUUGUACAGACGGUCCAUACAAACUCAUUCGACAUCCUGGCUAUUGUGCGUUUAUGCUCGCAUGGUUUGGGUUUGGGCUAACGACUGGCAGCUGGAUUGCUUUCUUUAUCAUCUUUUUACUUCUUAGUCUUGUAUAUUUACUUCGAAUUCAGGCAGAAGAGCAAAUGAUGCUCGAUCGUUUUGGUGUAGAUUAUCAGCAGUAUAUGAAUGAAACUUACAGAAUUAUACCUUAUGUUUAUUAAACAAGUUUCUUUAAGUUAGUAAAAAUAUUCAUACACCUCCAUCUAUUUUUUUUUUUCUUAGUCAUUACGUACCGCUGCAUGGUAAUAGUGAGCUAGAUGCCAUUAUUUAAUAAAAAGCAGUCUGUAUGUAUCUGCAUCUAUGACACAUUCUCAAACAUGAACAGUAUACACGUAUCAAAUGCUAUUAUUUGGUAGUUGAAUG